This is a messenger RNA of Rodentolepis nana, 1410 nucleotides long. The record is from the annotation of a GenBank genome assembly. NCBI's taxonomy places the organism in Eukaryota, Metazoa, Platyhelminthes, Cestoda, Cyclophyllidea, Hymenolepididae.
AUGCGUUCAUACACUGUGUUCAGUCACUACGUUGUCGUGCUGAUUCGAUCCAGCAACGUAGCCGUAGUUAAGUCCAAUCACUACACCAACCAACAACAAACGUCGGCUACUUAUAAUCGCCAGCGGCCUCCCAAUCACACAAAGACGCCUCGGUUGCCGCAGCACUCUCCCCCUCCACCCUACGUAGAGGUUGAACCCAGUGCACCACCUUACAUACCACUAUCAACAGAAGAGGAAUUAGAAGGAGAAGAGCUCUUCAAAGACUCCGCCAUGCCCUCUGUGUCGUUUGCCUCUGACCCUGCCAAUAGGGGAGGCGGGGCAGGGGAUGGAAAUGGCGAUGGAGGAGGCGGUGAGGGGGCUCAAUUACGGGUACCCCAAAUGCCUCAACUCGCCAGGGGCUUCUCUCUUGUGCCCGAACGCCUAGGUGGCAAAGGAAAUAACAAUAGCAGCGGUGGAACUAUGAGUAAUGCUUAUAAACAGCGCCAGGGAAAUAAGGGUAUGUUUGGCUGCGAGGCCGCUAUCCGUAUCCUGGCCUAUUUUGCCGUGCUCAUCACCCUUCCCUUUUCAUUAGUCAUGUGUUUGAAGGUCAUUGCUCAAUACGAACGAGCAGUUGUGUUUCGUCUAGGUCGUCUUGUCUCAGAGAUUCCAAAGGGACCAGGUUUAGUGUUUAUUUUACCAUGUCUUGAUAAUGUCAAGACCAUUGACCUACGUACAUUUACCUUCAAUGUUCCUACACAAGAAGUGCUGACCAAGGAUUCUGUGACAGUUGCUGUGGACGCUGUUGUUUACUAUAGGAUAUUUGACCCCGUCAUGUCUGUUGUCAAUGUGGAGGAUGCUAAUAGAUCAACUCGGCUACUGGCUCAGACUACAUUGAGGAAUGUCCUUGGUACCGUUGAUUUAUAUCAAUUGUUGACGGCAAGAGAACAGAUUGCCCAUCUAAUGCAAGACUGUUUGGAUACUGCCACGGAGACCUGGGGUGUGAAAGUCGAACGUGUAGAUAUUAAAGACGUUCGUCUACCAAUCCAACUCCAGAGAGCUAUGGCCGCAGAAGCCGAAGCUGCGAGAGAAGCUAAAGCCAAAGUCAUUGCAGCGGAAGGUGAACAAAGAGCUUCAGUAGCCUUAAAGGCUGCAGCUAUGGAGAUUGGUGAAUGUCCCAUUGCCCUUCAACUGCGCUAUCUACAAACCCUCUCAAGCAUUUCUGAUGAAAAGAACUCGACCAUUAUCUUCCCCUUGCCUAUAGAUUUGCUCAGUCUAUUCCAUCAGGCAUAUUCCUCGAAUCUCUCCUCAUCUGGACAUCCACCCAGUGAAGGAACGCUUCAUAGUGAAGAUCUACCUCCCCCACCUCCCCAAAGAGCCUCCAUAGUUCAUCAGAAAUCCGCCUCGGAUGUUUUAGAAGAGGCUCUUAUUUAA